This is a messenger RNA of Scophthalmus maximus (turbot), 1266 nucleotides long. Its product is annotated as ras-related protein Rab-25-like. The transcript has 5 exons. Gene Ontology annotation, cellular component: recycling endosome. The coding region runs from base 281 to 916 and encodes 211 amino acids. Gene Ontology annotation, molecular function: GTP binding; GTPase activity. NCBI's taxonomy places the organism in Eukaryota, Metazoa, Chordata, Actinopteri, Pleuronectiformes, Scophthalmidae. The record is from RefSeq and is a predicted model, not a curated record. Gene Ontology annotation, biological process: exocytosis.
AGCUGAUGAGGGAUCGGCAGGCCAGCAGGACUCCUGCCUGCCUGCCUGCCUGCCCUCGAUCAGGAGCUACCCCUAUCCACAGAUAGAGAAGGAAGCGGGUGGGUACAGCCUAGCCUAUUCCCGUAUUCUCCUCCAUUUUCACCGUGUGGAGAGAAAGAGGAGCGAGGCCUGAUUUUGUUUGUUUUUUCUGUCCGUGUUAUUUUUUUCCUUGUUGCUCUUCUCUACCUGGGAAGCUGAUAUUUACUGAGUGACACAAGAGCCUGUCGCCACUUCGCGCACCAUGGGGUCUGAUGACUCAUACAAUUUUGUCUUUAAAGUGGUUUUGAUAGGGGAGUCCGGCGUGGGAAAGAGCAACCUUCUGUCUCGCUUCACCAAAAAUGAGUUCAAUCACGACAGUCGCACAACCAUCGGUGUGGAGUUCAGCACGCGGACCGUGCAGCUGGACAACUACACCAUCAAAGCUCAAAUCUGGGACACAGCAGGGCUGGAGCGCUACAGGGCUAUCACCUCAGCGUAUUACAGGGGAGCGGUCGGGGCACUGUUGGUCUAUGACAUUAGCAAGCAUCUGACCUACGAGAGCGCAGAGCGAUGGCUGAAAGAGCUGUACGACCACGCAGACCCUCACAUUGUGGUCAUGCUGGUGGGGAACAAGAGAGACCUGGACACUCUCAGGACCGUGCCCAUGGAGGAGGCCAAGGACUUUGCAGAGAAGAAAGGUCUCAUGUAUAUGGAAACAUCUGCGUUGGACUCCACCAAUGUCGAAGCUGCUUUCAAUGAAGUCCUUACUGCAAUCCACACAAAGGUGGCGAGCAGAGAGGUGACCCGUGGCUCCAUCAGUGCUGUGACCCUGUCCAACCCCAUCGGACCGACCAGCGAGGCACAGGAGGGGCGCGGAGGCUGCUGCAAGAGCGCCUGACGGAGUGCAGCACCCCGUUUAUGCCCAGCGUGGCCACGUUUAGGCCCGCCGUGGCCACGCUGGAGCAACAUCACGCUCGAUUGUCGUUCAAGCUCAUGCAUGAGCUCACUUACACACAAUUUGAUGAGUGAGGUACCUGCUUGAUACUUGAGAAGUCGGCGUAAGAAAAAACCCUCUGGACAGUAUAUAGCUCAAAAACAUUACAAAUCCCUAUUUUUUAAAAUACACUUUAUUUCUUAUGGUGGCUAUCUGGGUGCUUCUACUGUCGAUCUGAUCCAAGGAGUUGUAAAGUUUUGUUGCUUUUAUACAGGAAUGCACUGGGAAUUAUUUGCAAUAAAUUAUUUAUGUUA